Ostrea edulis (European flat oyster) is the source of this 1290-nucleotide messenger RNA. Its product is annotated as GTPase IMAP family member 4-like. Bases 216 to 1280 code for a protein of 354 amino acids. Gene Ontology annotation, molecular function: GTP binding. NCBI's taxonomy places the organism in Eukaryota, Metazoa, Mollusca, Bivalvia, Ostreida, Ostreidae. The transcript has 9 exons. The record is from RefSeq and is a predicted model, not a curated record.
AAAUCCGUGACACAAUGUUAAAGGACGUAUACCCUAGCAGGAUAGUUGGUAUUUUGAAUAGAUUAGAACGGGUGAUUAUUUGCAUGAGACUAUAUGUUGAUACAAGUUAAAAUUUCGUGGAUGGAAAAAAACUAUUACAUUGGAAAUAUUUCAGUCAUAAAUAGUUAGGAGAAAAUACAGAAAAGCAACGCAGCGGAUUUCAUACAGGGUGUCCUAUGGACUUCAAACGUCAUCAUUUGCUGAGUGCUACAGCUGUAAAAAGACCGGUAAAUCAUGAAUCCAACAACAGAGUGAAAACGGCAGUUGAAAGGGCAGACAAACUCUUUCAAAAGGUCUUCAGUGCAAAAAGUUCUGAGUUGGAAACCAGAAAGUUUCAUUCAGAUUUUAGUCCUGCAAUCGGGAGAAAUGACACACACAAAGUGGAAAAAGACAUUACCAGGAGGUCGCCUUACAACACGAAAGAGGGCGAUCCAGAAUAUUUAAACGAAAGCAUUGGGAAGUUCUUGAAAACUUGGAGGAGCAGUGCUAGGGAGAUAAGAGUUCCAAUGGCGACUACUACAGCUGCAACAGGACGUAGAUAUGAUGACUACAGUGACAAAAAGAAAACAUCAUUCGAAAGCUUUGCGAAGGUAGCCAGAGAGUAUCAUUCAGAUGUUAGUUCUGUAAUCCGGAGAUAUAAUAUGCACAAAUACCGAAUAUUAAUUGUUGGAGCAUGUGGCACUGGAAAGAGUAGUACAGCCAACACUCUCUUGGGUAAGUCUGUAUUUGAAACCGGUAUAUCAGCAUCUAGUGUGACUCUCUCCUCUCAGAAAUAUAACUCCAUACAUUGUGAGAGGAGCAUAUCCGUAGUAGACACAGUUGGAUAUAAUUCAAAUGUCUUCAAGAAAUCGUCGCUUUUAGAGGCAUUCGAGAAAGAAUUACCUGGUCCACACGCAGUUUUACUUACCAUGUCUGCGUCUGAGAGAUUUACGACAGAAGAAAUUUCCUCAAUUGACCAAUUUGCAAAUCUUGUUGGAAAUGAAGUGUACAAUUUUACUGUGGUUGUUUUAACGCACGGAGAUGUGUUGAAAAACAACAGUAUCUCAAUAGACCAGUUCAAAAAAGAUGCACCUCGGAGUUUUAGAAAAUUGGUGAAACGUUGUGGAGAUCGACUUAUCGAAAUAGAUAAUACAGCAAAUGAACUUAAAAAGGAAGAAACGGUGGACAAACUAUUAAACAUUGUAGAUGUUAUUAAAAGGGAACGUCACUGCUUUGACACAUACAACAGGUUUGUAUUUUGAAAGAAGAAAA